AUGGACGUCUACAUCGUGAUCAGAGAAUUCGACAAGCACGGCAAUCCACUACAGCACUUCAACACCCCUUUCAAAGACUUGCCAGCCGGCACGACCGCAGCUGAUAUUCCUAGCGAGAACGUCUGGCGGUACGUCGGAUCGAACGGUCGUCUUCGCGCACCUCAUCAUGCUGUUCAGCGCGAGCCAGACUACUCCGAGGAGAAGUUGAGGUUGCUGUCUGAUGCCUACGUCUGGCAUCCACAUGACAAGGGAGAGAAGCUCACCCUCAACGAGGUCGUCAACCUGGAGAUUACCAUGUGGCCUGGAGGGUUGGUUUUCCACAAAGGCGAGUCUAUGAGGUUUGAUGUGCUUGUGCAUCAUCCCGUUAUGCCUGAAUUCGAGGGUCUCGAUAAGCAGAUGCGCAAUUUCAACGUCGGAAGGCAUGUGUUGCAUACUAGUGGUAGGUAUCCUUCGAGUUUGCGCUUGGCUUUGUCGGAUUGA
Messenger RNA from Lithohypha guttulata, 480 nucleotides. RefSeq lists its product as uncharacterized. The record is from RefSeq and is a predicted model, not a curated record. The coding region runs from base 1 to 480 and encodes 159 amino acids. NCBI's taxonomy places the organism in Eukaryota, Fungi, Ascomycota, Eurotiomycetes, Chaetothyriales, Trichomeriaceae. Gene Ontology annotation, molecular function: dipeptidyl-peptidase activity. The transcript has a single exon.